AUGUACACCGGAGCUUGGAUUGCGGCGGUGGCGCUUGUGGUGGCGGUGUUUGGUGCGGGCUGCUGCGAGGGCAAGCUGCACGAGGUGAAUGGCGAGCUGUACGCCCCGACGCCGCAGGGUUACAUGCUGGCGCGAUGCAUUCGAGAGGUGGCGUCCGGGACGCAUGUGACCGAGGACGGGCGCGGGCGGAUGGUGCUGACGGCCAAGGAUGGAAGCGUCGAGGUUAUGGAGUGCAACACUGACGGCGGGCGCAUUCCGAUGUUGCUGUCCAAGUCGCAGAUGGCGGCGGCGCGCGCGGGCAACAAGCGCGACUCGGACGGUUUCGGCGGCUACGACGGGUGGCAGGCGUUCACUUCUUACGAGUACGAGGCCGGCCUUGAUGUGUUUGUCGGCGAUAUCUCGACGCCGAACGGCAAGCCGAAGCGCGAGCCCGAGGUGCUGUUCAUUUUUACGGGCCUGCAGAAUGUGAACUGGAUUCCCAAGGUUGAUCCGGAGCCGCGGGUGUUUGACAUCAUCCAGCCUGUGCUGCAGUACCCGGCGACGGCGGUGCUUGGCGGAUCGGACGACGAUCCUGUGGAGUUUGGGUCGUCGUGGGGCGUGCGGUCGUGGUAUGUGACGAUCCACUCGGGAGCGGUGUACUCCAAGGUUGCACUGCUCGACGAGGGAGAUGUGGUGUUUGGCAACAUGACGCGGACUGGAAGUGAGGCGUUCUACGUCGGCUCGACAAACAAGGCCAACGGCGAGACUGUGGCCAUCACGGUGAGCCAUCCCCGGCUCGCAACGCAGCCGUGGGCGUACAACACACUCGAGACGUAUGGCGCGCCGUCGUGCGAGUACCUGCCCGACGCGCCCUCUCUCUUCACCAACCUGGUCCUGGCCAAGGGUUCGACCAAGGUGACGGCUUCGUGGGCGAACCACGUCUCGCCGUCGCAGACUUGCGCCGGCAGCAAGUGCGUGAUCGUUGACCCGGCGACGGUCACCAUCGACAUGGGCCAGUAAGUUGGCCCUGAGAUGAGAGUUAAAGCUUUCUGAUUUUGAACA
Thecamonas trahens ATCC 50062 is the source of this 1041-nucleotide messenger RNA. RefSeq lists its product as uncharacterized. The record is from RefSeq and is a predicted model, not a curated record. NCBI's taxonomy places the organism in Eukaryota, Apusomonadida, Apusomonadidae. The coding region runs from base 1 to 999 and encodes 332 amino acids. The transcript has 2 exons.